AUGGGGUACUUUCCCGCUUCUCCAUCUUUUCCUCGCACAGCUUUUUCAAUCCGGCUGCUGCUGUUCCACCACAUUCUAUGGAAAUAUUGUAGUGUUCGAAUGCUCGGGUUCUCGCAGGCUCUUGAUGAAUACCUUGACGCCAAAAACCCACUCAUGCUGAGUACAAAGACUGGUCAGCCACGUCAAUGGCGAAAGCCACUGACAUAUGCAGUUCGAGCCCAUCGACAAGUUCUCAGUUUGAUUCGACAGAAAGAGCUCGAAUUACUGCAAUUAUCACAACUCGAUCAGCUCGCCAGCAACUGCCCACGUUGCUUUGGUCUGCCAGUGGACAAAACUCCAAACCCGGACGAACCACACAUCAUAUUAUGUAUAGACGGGAACUUCCAACAUAAACGUCACUUAGCUGCUAGCCACGAAAUCCCUGGUCAUAAUCCUGAACCGCAGGAGCUUUUCAUGGAUCCAGAGCGAGUGGAAAGAAUGGCAGUGGCAAUGGCAGGCGGUGGCACGCGCAAUCCACAACUAGAUGAACUGGUGGAUCCCUGUACCGACAAACACACCGCAGCGGACGAUGUUAGGGGAAAGAAAUCAUUCCCAGGGAUGGAUGAGACAGGAUUGGUGGUCAUGGCAUGUCGCCAUGAUCACAUCAUUAGAUUUGUGAACUUAGUACAAAGUGGAGAACAGCUUGAGUCACUUCGCACUGGCCCUCAUUGA
Molecule: messenger RNA, 711 nt
Organism: Melampsora larici-populina 98AG31
Lineage: Eukaryota; Fungi; Basidiomycota; Pucciniomycetes; Pucciniales; Melampsoraceae
Exons: 4
Coding region: 1-711 (236 amino acids)
Source: RefSeq, a predicted model, not a curated record